Phaeoacremonium minimum UCRPA7 is the source of this 1860-nucleotide messenger RNA. RefSeq names its product putative methyltransferase domain-containing protein. The transcript has 5 exons. The coding region runs from base 1 to 1860 and encodes 619 amino acids. Lineage: Eukaryota; Fungi; Ascomycota; Sordariomycetes; Togniniales; Togniniaceae. Gene Ontology annotation, molecular function: methyltransferase activity. The record is from RefSeq and is a predicted model, not a curated record.
AUGCCCGCCGAUUGUACCUCCGAGAGAUUGCUCUUCACGGCAGCUGGAGGCAUGCAGAGUGCUGCAUUGCUUCAAUUGCUCACUGGCAAGUGGAAAAACUUUCGACUCGGCGUGCACUCAGCAACCACUGCAGCUAAGCUGAGAAGCCAAUAUCCGGAUGCCGAAAUAGUGGAAGCCGAUCUGGAGGACAUCAAGUCAGUAGAGGCUCUUGUCCAGAAUGUGAACGUUAUAUUUCAUGUCGGUCCUAGUAUGCAUGCUAGGGAGACUGAGCUGGGCCUACGGGUGGUCGAUGCAGCAGCUGCGCAGAACAGGAAGCACCCUGGUGUCAUCAAACACUUUGUCUUCUCUUCUGUGAUCGGUACGCAGUUGCGCAAGCUUCUUAACCACGAUUGCAAGCGAUAUGUGGAAGAGGCAUUGAUGGAAAGCGGGCUUCCGUAUACGAUUUUGCAGCCGACUCAUCGUAUGGACAUGCUGCCUUUGAAAGCGAUUUUGUCACAGAAAACCGAGACCACGGAAAGACCACUCAAGUUCAUGGCCAAUUGGAAGCCUGAAAACAAGAUGUCAUUCGUCACUAUACGGGACCAAGCCGAGGCAAUCAGAGUUGUUCUCGAGGAGCAGGAGAAGCAUUACUAUGCGACUUACCAACUUGUCUCAACACCAACGCCCAUUUCAUAUGCCGAGUUCGUGAAGCGAGCAUGGGGCAUCUCCUCCCUCAUUGUGCGCUGGCGUGAGAUUUGCAUCUGGGAUCAGGGCGUGCUCUUCAUUGUCACUGGUCGGUUUGCUCUCCGUUUGGUUACCUUGCUUCGUCCGAUCAUGGCCGCAGAGACUUCCACGGCGGCCACGGCCCCGGCGCCACAGGCGGAAACACCCGCCUCGCACGAGCCAAUUGAGGCGGCGGCGCCUGGCGAGGUCGAUGAUCAAUCCGACUUCGAAUCUUCGGACUAUGAUGCUGUCUCUGUAUCGGGCUCGACCAGCGUUGCCUCAAGUGUCUACCGCUUUGCCUAUGAAAAUGGCAGGAGAUAUCACCAGUACAAGAAUGCGAGAUAUCCCAUCCCAAAUGAUGACACAGAGCAGAACCGUGAAGAUAUGAAACAUGCUCUUAUGCUGGAAUUGACAAAUGGAAAAUAUUUCUUCGCACCCAUCGGAGACAACCCUCAGAAGAUCAUCGAUCUUGGAACUGGCACAGGCAUCUGGGCGAUAGAUGUUGCUGACCGCUACCCCAGCGCUGAGGUUUUCGGCAUUGACCAGACUCCAAUCCAACCGAACUGGGUGCCGCCUAAUUUACGUUUCAUUGUAGACAAUAUUGAGGAGGAAUGGUUGCACGGGUCCGACUUUGACUUCGUUCACAUCCGUCAGGUCAUGCCCGUUCUUCGAGACGGCGAAAAGGUGCUUAGAAGCGCCUAUGAGAAUUUGAAACCUGGUGGAUGGAUUGAGAUUCAGGAACUGGGUGGUCAAGCGCUUUGCGAUGAUGAUACGAUGCCCGAAGACUAUAGUGUAAACAAAUUCCUCGACAGGUGCCAGGAGGCUCUAGGCAAGUUUGGAGCCGACUUCCGCGCUGGCAAUAAACUCCAGGAGCCACUUGAGAAGGCAGGCUUCACCAACAUCACUUGCAAGAAACUAAAGGUGCCCAUUGGCCCUUGGGCUAAGGAUAAAACUCUGCGCCUCAUCGGCAUGUACUUCCGCUUGAUCCUUGGUGAUCUUCUCGGAGCCAUGGGCGCCCGACCAUUUCGUGCCCUGGGACUUAGCGAGGCCGAAAUCGAAGUCUUCCUCGCUGGCGUAAGAAAAGAUCUCAAGAGUGCAAGCGCCCACUCUUACUUCAAUUAUCUCUUCUGGACAGCCCAAAAGCCAACAUCAUCAUAA